Hibiscus syriacus is the source of this 2627-nucleotide messenger RNA. Its product is annotated as G-type lectin S-receptor-like serine/threonine-protein kinase SD2-5. Gene Ontology annotation, molecular function: ATP binding; protein serine/threonine kinase activity. The coding region runs from base 210 to 2612 and encodes 800 amino acids. NCBI's taxonomy places the organism in Eukaryota, Viridiplantae, Streptophyta, Magnoliopsida, Malvales, Malvaceae. Gene Ontology annotation, biological process: protein phosphorylation. The transcript has 2 exons. The record is from RefSeq and is a predicted model, not a curated record.
CAGGGAAGAAACCUGUCUGGGAUCAAUUUUUCGUAAAAAAAAAAAAAGGUUUAAUUUCGAACUUGAUUCAAGCUUAUGUUUUUCUAUUACAAGAAAGAGAAAGAAGGGUUGUUGAUAUCUCCUUUUCCUGAUCUGGGCCAUCUUCCUUCCGCCCUAAUCAACCAUCAAUUUGAAAGCCCCUAUUAUGGAUUUAUUGCCCUUUUUGAAUUAUGAGUUUGUUCAAAGUUAGAACCUUGUUUUUCAAUCUACUUUUGGCCUUCAAAAUCUGUAUUGCUGUUGGUCAACUUCUUGGGCAGUUAUAUCCAGGAUUUCAAACAUAUCAGACGGAAUGGGAGAAAUCUGAUGGCAAGUUCCUAUUUUCUAAAAGUAGAACAUUUGCUCUUGGCUUUUAUAAUUCCCUGGAUACUCAAAGUCCAGGUUAUCUCUUGGUUAUUGGCCAUGUUAAUACUUGCCAAAUUGUUUGGACUGCUAAUAUAGGCUUGACCGUUGGUAAAUCCGAUAAGUUUGUGUUUGACAAUAAUGGAAAUGUAUACUUGGAAAGAAGAGAUGGGGUUGCUUGGGCUACAAACACUACCGGAGAAAAUGCCACAUCCCUGGAAUUGCUGGAUUCGGGUAACUUAGUGCUUCGUGGGACUGAUGAAGUAAUGAUUUGGCAAAGUUUUAGCUAUCCCACCGAUACACUUUUAUCCGGCCAAGAGUUUGUGGAAGGAAUGAGACUACAAAGUUUUCCCAAAAAUAAUAAGAGCGAUUAUCUUGAAUUUCAAUCUGGGGAUUUGGUCUUGUACACAGGAUUCCCGACUCCACAAACUUAUUGGUCUUUGUCCGACGAAAUGCAGGAAACCUAUAAGAAUUUCACCGGCAAGGUGUAUUCUGCUGCAGUUUUAGUUUCCAACACAUGGAACUUUUAUGAUCACAAUAAAAAGUUGAUAUGGCGGUUUAACUUCUCUCAAACUUCUGAUAUGAAUGUCACAUGGGCUGCCAGAUUAGGAGCAGACGGAGUGAUAAUGUUCUAUAAUCUAAACCAGGAAGAUACAGCAAUUGCUGAGGCAACGAAGAUACCACAAAACCCCUGCAACAUUCCUGAUGCUUGUCCCCCGUUUAUGGUGUGCUAUUUGGACACCGUGUGCCAAUGUCCUAAACCUCUCGUCACUACCGACGACUGCAGCUCACCAGUAUUCUCUACUUGUAACUCAGCAGGUCUACUCUACGUUGGUCGGAAGCUUGAUUAUUCUGUACUUAAGUUUGUCAAACCCAAUAUGACCUCCGGUAUAGAUGCUUGCAAGAAAGCUUGCUUGGGAAACUGCUCUUGUAGUGCACUUUUCUUUGACAACGCUACCGGGGAUUGCUUUUUGUUUGACCGUGUUGGAAGUCUGAAGCAUGCUGAGCAGCAUUCUAGAGGUUUUGUUUCAUUUGUGAAGGUCUCGAUAAAUGAGAAUGGCAAUGGUAAGCGUUUUAUAUAUGUUGUGAUAAUAGCAACAGCAACAGCAACGGUUCUAGUUAUUGCCGGUCUUCUUUUUGUGGGAUUCUAUUACUACCGCAAAAAGAAGAGAUUGCGGGAAUCUGCUGAAGAGAAGUUGGAAGAUGAUAAUUUACUGGAGAGUUUUCCGGGGAUGCCUGUUCGUUACACUUAUCGUGAACUUUGUAAGGCAACUAAAAACUUCUCUAAAAAGGUUGGCCAAGGCGGAUUUGGUUCGGUAUACCAAGGCGAGAUGCCGGAUGGCACCCAAUUGGCUGUUAAAAAAUUGGAGGGCAUAGGACAGGGGAAAAAGGAGUUCAGGGUUGAAGUUAGAAUCAUUGGAAGCAUCCAUCAUGUGCAUCUUGUCAAGCUCAAAGGCUUCUGCUCUGAGGGUGUUCACCGUCUUCUUGUUUACGAGUUCAUGGGCAAAAAAUCUCUAGAUAAAUGGAUAUUCAAGAACGAUGAAGAAGGUAGCAUUUUAGAUUGGAAUACAAGAUUCAAUAUUGCACUGGGUACAGCAAAGGGUUUGGCUUAUCUCCAUGAGGAAUGCGAAGUCAAGAUUGUGCAUUGUGACAUAAAACCCGAAAACGUUCUUCUUGAUGAUAAUUUCAAUGCCAAAGUUUCAGAUUUCGGCUUGGCUAAGCUUAUUAGCCGUGAAGAUAGCCUGGUAUAUACAACAUUGAGAGGUACAAGGGGAUACCUUGCACCAGAAUGGAUUACCAACAACCCUAUAUCAGAGAAGAGCGAUGUAUACAGCUAUGGAAUGGUCUUGUUCGAGAUAAUCGGGGGUAGGAAGAGUUACGAUCCGGAAGAAAUUCCAGAGAAAUCUCAUUUACCUUCUUUCGCAUUGAAGAUGUUGAAAGAAGGAAAUCUGAAAGAAGUCCUUGAUCCUCAGCUAGAUAUCGAUGAAAACGAUGAAAGCUUUGUUUCUGCUAUAAAAGUUGCAGUAUGGUGCAUACAAGAAGAUUUCCGUUCAAGGCCACCGAUGACUAAAGUAGUUCAAAUGCUCCAAGGUCUCUGUCCUGUACCCGAACCAGCAAUCUCUUCGGUCCCGGGCAUUUUUAAAUGGAACAGUGGCGAGGGUUCAACAUUAGGAACAACAGACUACAAUAGUGAUGAAUGGUUGUCUGAGAUUAAACUAUCAGGUCCAAGGUGAUUCCAGCCAUUGUUA